AUGAAUUCUUAACAAUAUUAGAAAGAAAUCUGGAAUAUGAGAGUUGCUGUCAAAGUAGAACUCUAAAAGAGUAAUAUACCACCUAUGUAUCUCAUGAUAUAUAGAUAACAUUAUUUACUCUUCUAUUACCAAUAAAUCUAUGAUGUACUAAUAUAUGCAUUAAAAUAUUAGCAUUUUGAUUCCUUUUCUCCUUAAGUUAAUAAAAUUAAUCAAAUUUCUUUUCUAUACAAAGAUGUUCUAUUACCAUACUAAAUACCUUUUGGAUUAUUAGUUGAUUUAUAUAAAAGUGACGAUACAUUCAUACCUAUUGAUUUAUAAUUAAUCUAUUAAAAAGAAGCACAUUUUCUUGAUUUAGAAGAUGAAAUAAGGAAUUAAAUCAAAUUUAAUCUUAAAUAAGCAUGUUUUGGUCGUUAUAAUCAUGAAGGAUAUGGAACUCCAUUAAAAAAUUUAACAUAAUAUAUGUCAAUAAGUGAUGAGAAAUAGGCAUUAAAGUAAAUAAAGUCUUUUGAAAAUAAAGAAGAUCUCUAUAAAUAUUAUAAGAAAAUAUUUGAAUCACCUAAAACAGGAAGAAUUUAGUUACCAAUUAGAAUAUAUUUUAAAAAAGGAGGUCAUUUAUAAACUAUAAUUGAAUUGAAAGAUUAAUAAUUAACAAUAGGAUAAGCCUUAAGUACAAAAUUGUAAGGAGGUACUUAUAUAUUUAAUGGAUUAAAUUUAAAUAUGAACAUUCCUGCUCAAGAUUUUUAUGAUCAGCUUUACUCAAUUGAUGGAUUUUGUUAUUUUGUUUGUGAGUGA
Messenger RNA from Paramecium pentaurelia, 792 nucleotides. The record is from the annotation of a GenBank genome assembly. Lineage: Eukaryota; Ciliophora; Oligohymenophorea; Peniculida; Parameciidae.